AUGGCCAACAUCCCCGAGAAGUUCACCGGCUUCCAGGUCAACAGCGCCGAGACCUGGCAAGACUUCAAGAAGCAGCAGUUCGACCCUAAGCCCUUCGGAGACUACGACGUCGAUAUCAAGAUUGAGUGCUGCGGUGUCUGCGCCAGUGAUGUUCACACCGUCAAGGGUGACUGGGGUGCUCAGCCCUACCCUCUGGCCGUCGGCCACGAAAUUGUCGGCAAGGCUCUGAGAGUCGGCCCCAAGGUCACCAAGAUCAGGGCCGGUGAGCGUGUGGGUGUCGGUGCCCAGUCCUACGCCUGCCUCGACUGCCGCCAAUGCAAGAACGACAACGAGACAUACUGCAAGGAGCAGCUCGACACCUACGGAUCUACCUUCCCUGACUCCGGCGCCAUCUCACAGGGCGGUUACUCAUCCCACGUCCGCACCCACGAGCACUGGGUCUUCCCCAUCCCCGAAGCCCUCCCGAGCACCCUCGCCGCGCCCAUGCUUUGCGCCGGUUUGACCGCCUACAGCCCUCUCAUCCGCAACGGCUGCGGUCCGGGCAAGAAGGUCGGCAUCGUCGGUAUUGGUGGCAUUGGUCACUUCGGUGUCAUGUUCGCCAAGGCCCUCGGCGCCGAGGUCUGGGCCAUCUCCCGCUCCCGCUCAAAGGAGGCCGACUCCCUCAAGAUGGGCGCCGACGGCUACCUCGCCUCCGGCGAGAAGGGCUGGAACGAGCCUCACAAGAUGACGUUCGACCUUAUCCUCAACACGGCCAACUCCUUUGAGGGCUUCGACCUCUCUGCCUACCUCAGCCUUCUCGACGUCCACGGCAAGUGGGUUUCCGUCGGUCUUCCGGGAGGCGGCGGCAUCACCGUCCGCAACCAGGACUUCCUGCCCAAUGGCUGCUUCAUUGGUAGCUCCCACUUGGGCAGCAGACGCGAGACGCUAGAGAUGUUGCAGCUGGCUGCGGACAAGGGCAUCAAGACGUGGGUGCAGGAGGUUCCCAUCAGCGCGGACGGUCUGAGGAAGGCUAUGAACGGUAUCGAGGACUCUAGUGUCCGUUACAGGUAUUGCCUGACCAACUACGAGGAGGCGUUUGGCCAGUAG
Messenger RNA from Colletotrichum chrysophilum, 1086 nucleotides. RefSeq lists its product as uncharacterized. Lineage: Eukaryota; Fungi; Ascomycota; Sordariomycetes; Glomerellales; Glomerellaceae. The transcript is spliced from 3 exons. Gene Ontology annotation, molecular function: alcohol dehydrogenase (NADP+) activity; zinc ion binding. Gene Ontology annotation, biological process: alcohol metabolic process. The record is from RefSeq and is a predicted model, not a curated record. The coding region runs from base 1 to 1086 and encodes 361 amino acids.